UGAAAGCUGGUGGUGUCCAGCCCUGAUCACCAUGUACACAGAAAGGGCAGUGACCACUUGAUUCAGCUGAAUGCAACAGCAGAGCACAGAUCAGAUGUCAGGGAGUGGGAGUGAGGAGGGGAGCUGUAUUAGUAAAGACAAGGCAAGGAGGCAUGUGAAUGGAGACAACAGAAGGAGAAGACAUAGUACAGUGUGUGUAAACAGCAUUCAGCUAACCAGGUUGUGCUCUCUCAGAGAAAACCAGCAGCAGGAUGGCUGAAACCGAGCGUCCAGGAAGUGCUAUGAGUCAGGCAUCUAGCACUGGCACAAUCUCCUCAGUGACUUUGGGGUCAAAGGUCACAGACUCAAAAGUCCAUAACUUUGGCAAGAGGAAGUUUUCAGUAAGGAGAGAUCCAAACUGCCCUGUUGUAAUUCGUGGCUGGCUGUUCAAGCAGGACAGUGCAAAACUUAAGCUCUGGAAGAGAAGAUGGUUUGUUCUUUCAGAUUAUUGCCUUUUUUACUACAGAGAUAGCCGUGAGGAAACUAUUUUAGGAAGCAUUCCUUUACCAAGCUACAGCAUUCAAUUGUGCGACUCAAAUGAAUGCAAAAAUAAGAAAUUUGCCUUCAAGGCACAGCAUGCUGGUAUGAGAACAUACUUUUUCAGUGCUGAGACUCAAGAAGACAUGGCUGGGUGGGUGAGAGCGCUGAAAUUGUCAGCCAACCUAGACAAGGAGCAAACCAGCCUUACCAAGUAAGAUUAAGAAGAGAUGGAUUUUACUCAGCUUGAAGAAAGUUGUCCGUCUCUGGACUUUGCCAUCCCUAAUACUUUAAGGGACAAUUCAGCACCUCUUAGUGAUACAGAGCUGGGAAAUCAGAUAGAUACUCUGAAUGAUUCAGUCAUCAUGAACCCUUCCAAGGAGCAAAUGAACAAAGAAGAGGGCAAACGUGGUAAAGAAAAACAAACAA
This is a messenger RNA of Erpetoichthys calabaricus (reedfish), 945 nucleotides long. Its product is annotated as pleckstrin homology domain-containing family A member 7-like. NCBI's taxonomy places the organism in Eukaryota, Metazoa, Chordata, Cladistia, Polypteriformes, Polypteridae. The coding region runs from base 252 to 734 and encodes 160 amino acids. The record is from RefSeq and is a predicted model, not a curated record. The transcript has 7 exons.